Molecule: messenger RNA, 3875 nt
Organism: Carassius auratus (goldfish)
Lineage: Eukaryota; Metazoa; Chordata; Actinopteri; Cypriniformes; Cyprinidae
Product: adhesion G-protein coupled receptor G1-like
Exons: 17
Coding region: 130-2934 (934 amino acids)
Biological process (GO): adenylate cyclase-activating G protein-coupled receptor signaling pathway; cell surface receptor signaling pathway
Cellular component (GO): plasma membrane
Molecular function (GO): G protein-coupled receptor activity
Source: RefSeq, a predicted model, not a curated record
UGAACGCAUCAAAAUCUUGGAUAGUGGAAUUUAUCUCAAGAAAAUUAUUUAGGCCGUCUGAUUUAUUUCCUAUGCCUGUGGAAAACAAAACUAACUUGUGUCUCUAUCAGGUCGCUGUCUCUAGGAAUUAUGUUUUGGAAAAUGCUGAAUUUGCUGUGGCUGAUAAUCAUCUGUUGUGUUACGAGUCAGAUGACCUGUUCAAAGAUGAUGAUAAUUUGCGAGACAGACAUAAACUCGAGCAGCUUCAGCAGUUCAAACACAUCUUUUACAGCCAUAAACAUGACAUGUUCACCAGGGUAUGAAAUACUGAUAGGAAACUUUUGCAUAGUGGAUGUCCAACAAAACACAUCGGUCCUGGGAGAAUGCAAUUCAUACCGUUUCAACAUAACAAACGAUGGGGGGAAUUAUAAAGUAAGAAUGAAUGACAUGGUUAAAAACAUUAUAAUGUGGUUUUUACCGAGUGGAUCUCGAUGUCUUCCAUCAGAAGUCCUGAAUUCAUCAGGAUCCACAUCAAAUAAUUAUGGGACUUGCCAGACACAGCAAAGCAGCUCUACCACCACCCAAUCUAUUUCCACCAUUACUAACAACCCUAGCAGCUGCCCUAACAGAUCACCCAUCAACACCUCCUGCAAUAACAUUUAUCCAGAUGCAUGUUGUUUGAAAACCCCUCCCGUUAAUCCUGAAAUUACAUGUAGAAACGCCUCAUAUGGAAAUGAUACAUGCACUGGGAACGAAAAAAGCAGAUACAUAAUGUAUUUAAAUGGCAGUGAAUGGAUGUGUGUGACCUGCGAUGGUGAAAGAUCGACAACUCCCCAGCCAACUACUAGUUCAACAUCAUAUACUACAACUAACACUCCAACUACUAGUUCAACAUCAGAUACUACAACUAACACUCCAACUACUAGUUCAACAUUGCAUACUAUUAACACUCCAACUACUAGUUCAACAUCAGAUACUACAACUAACACUCCAACUACUAGUUCAACAUUGCAUACUAUUAACACUCCAACUACUAGUUCAACAUCAGAUACUACAACUAACACUCCAACUACUAGUUCAACAUUGCAUACUAUUAACACUCCAACUACUAGUUCAACAUCAGAUACUACAACUAACACUCCAACUACUAGUUCAACAUUGCAUACUAUUAACACUCCAACUACUAGUUCAACAUCAUAUACUACAACUAACACUCCAACUACUAGUUCAACAUUGCAUACUAUUAACACUCCAACUACUAGUUCAACAUCAGAUACUACAACUAACACUCCAACUACUAGUUCAACAUUGCAUACUAUUAACACUCCAACUACUAGUUCAACAUCACAUACUUCAACUAAAACUCCAACUACUAGUACACCAUCACAUGCUAGUUUCAUGACAGGUUGGACAACUCCCGAGCCAACUGUCCCACCACCUGAGAUAAUUUUCACUCUAUCUAAUAAAACAAAUCAGACAAACACAGUUCAAGUUCAAGACCCCCAAGAGGCAGUAGAAAACUUGGAAAAAGUAGAGUCACUGGUGGAGGUAAUGGAAAAAAACAAUAAAACCAAUGCGGCGAUUGUCAUGGGGGAUGUUAUUGGCGUUCUCCAAAGACAACCCAGGGACAAGCCAACCAAAGACAUCAACAUAUGCUACUCUUCGAACCAGAACAUGAUAAACGUUGUUGAGAGCAACCAGGCUGGUUAUCCCUGGUCUGUAAAGAUUCCCAGAGAAGCCUUUAAUAAAUCACGUCAAGAAAACAAUGGAAGUGCAUUUGUUGGAGUUUUACGAUUUAAAAACAUGGAAAAUAAGGAUAAAACUCACACUGUUUUGGGCAAUGAGAGCUAUGGAAUAACGAUGGGUGCCAACAUCUCCAACCUUACAGACAAUAUUGACAUGACCAUUCAAAAGAACAAUAAACUGGAUGGAAAUGUGUCCUGCGUUUCUUGGGAUGGCAAAGGAGAGCUUAAAUGGACAACGUUCGGCUGUGAGACAAUAAUCGAAAACAACACCAUAAAGUGCUCCUGCUCACAUCUGACGUUCUUUGCAGUGCUGAUGUCUCUGCCAGCCAAAACAUCUUCGGAUUUGGAAUCAUUGACCUUAAUUUCUUCUAUCGGCUGUGGCAUCUCCAUUUUUUUCCUGUCCAUCGGUUUAUUCAUGCAUUUCCUGCUACGGAAAGCCAAGUCAAAUCAGGCAACAAAGAUCCUGAUGAACAUGUUUGUGGCUUUGUUUCUACUGAAUGCCUCGUUUUUGUCAAACGAGAGCGUCGCUAACACAGGAGACAACGCUGCGUGUGUCUUCAUAGCGCUGCUCCUGCAUUACUCCAUGCUGGCCUCAUUCACCUGGUUCUUCAUUCAAGCUCUUCAUAUGUACUUAUGGCUCAUCAGACAGAACGUCUCCAUCACAAACUACAUGAGGAAGAUCACCGUGUUGGGCUGGGUGUGUGCCGCUCCGAUAGUCGUAGGUAUUGCUUCUGGAGGAGAAUAUGAAGUAGUGACCCUCAACAGUACGUCUGGAAAAAUCGCACACAUGUGCUGGACUACAAAUCCUUAUAUUCACUACAUAGUGAACAUCGGCUACUAUGCUUUAGUUUUCGUCUUCACGGCAGGAAUCUUCAUCAUGAUCGUCACUAAGGUCUUUCAGGCCAGAAAAAUAAAAACUGUUGAUGGCAAGAGAAAGACGUUCAGAAAGCAGCUGAUGAUGGUGUUGAGUUUGUUCCUGCUCUUCGGUCUGACGUGGUCUGUGGCGUUCUUCAGUUAUGGACCGAUGCUCAUUCCCUCAUAUUACAUAUUCACUGUGCUGAACUCAUUACAGGGGUUCUUCCUCUUCCUGUAUUACUACCACAUUCACAAUGAUGUCGCGGGUCAGUUCUCUGAUGAUCCAGAAAACACUGACUCCAACACAACCAUCACUCAAUCCGGCAUUACUGCUGUGGAAAAUAUUUAUCACUAGUAUAAUUAGGACAGAAGGUCUUCUUUGUAUCAGAUUGAUUUCUUAAACUGAUUUGUCAUUGUUUAAGGGAAAACAGUGUAUUCUCACUAAUACCAAGCUCACAAACAAUACAAAGACAAAAGUAACUUAUGAAAAAGAAGAAUAGUUUAAAAUGAUGCAUGCACAUCCUAAAAUAAUAAAUUUUAGAGAAAAAACUCAAAAUAAUUGACUGACAAUUGUUAAUGAAACUUUAUUAUUGUAGAAGAAUUAAAUGUGAUAUAACCUGAUAUUCCUGAUGUUCAAUUUAUUAUAGUUAUAUAAUAAAUAGUUAUAAUCAUCAUUCUGUCCUCUAUAUGUGAUCAUGUGCAUUUCAGAAAGUCUCAACCAACACUAAGUUUCUUUUACGAAACAAAUUUGCAUCUUCGAUCUUUAUUAGCUAUAGGAGCUUGCGUAGAUAGCUCAAUUGGUAGAGCAUUGCGUUAUCAAGCGCAAGGUUGGGGGUUCGAUUCCGCGGGAACACUUGAUAGAUAAAAAUUGAUAGGCUGAAUGCACUUUAAGUUAUUUUGGAUAAAAGCAUCUGCUAAAUGCAUACAUUUAUUUAAUUUUACUAUUUGGUAAAUGAAAACAACAUAUGAAACACUGUCAGAUUGAACUAAUGUUUUCUGCAUUAUUUAAUGUGGUUUACAUUUACAGAUGCUGUUAUCUCUGAAUGACUGUCAUUAAGCUAUAAAAUCUCAUCAUUCUUCAUCAUGAUGGACUUUCGAUACUCCAAAAUUAUUUAUUCACUUCAGUCAAACUUGUAAAUAUGUGAAUGUACUUCAAAUAUGUGAAGGACUGCACUUCAUUGUUUCUAUGAAAAAAGUUCAAACUUGUUCAAAAAUUUCUGUAUGGGAAUAUGAAUGUAAAUAUUGCAAAUUAAUUUAAACAUGGUCUAAUUGCCUCUAAUAAAGGUCAAGCUUUUA